Messenger RNA from Astyanax mexicanus (Mexican tetra), 7369 nucleotides. RefSeq names its product transmembrane protein 255A (gene tmem255a). The transcript is spliced from 10 exons. The record is from RefSeq and is a predicted model, not a curated record. The coding region runs from base 248 to 1264 and encodes 338 amino acids. NCBI's taxonomy places the organism in Eukaryota, Metazoa, Chordata, Actinopteri, Characiformes, Acestrorhamphidae.
UGCUGUGGAGUGCAGUGGUGGCUUUGGUGGUGGUAGAGGUGGGUUUGAUAUGAGCGGCUGAUAGAUAGAGAGGAGAAGAUCUCCAGGAGCUGAAGGAGCUGAAGGACCGCAGGCUGUCAGAGAAUGCCCCGACCGGCCCUGCGGCUCCCUGCAGCGACUCCGAGGCUCUCACACACCGGUGCUUCCCUUUCUAACCUCGGGUCCUAACCGUAGCCUAGCUCAUGCUAGAAAGCGCCCAAACAACAACAUGCCUGCGGGACUGAAUCCGCCAGCCAGCGGGAUCCCUGCGUCCGAUGCGGCGGGGUCUUUCAAAAGGAGGAAAAGGAAGUCCAUCAUAGUGACGGUGAUGCUGUUCGUGGUGUCUAUACUUAUCCUGGUCUUUGGAUUGGCUGCGACCACGAGGACGCAGAACAUCACUGUUGGUGGUUACUAUCCUGGAGUUAUUCUCGGUUUCGGCUCCUUUCUCGGAAUCAUUGGAGCACAUUUAAUAGAAAAUAAGAGGCAGAUGCUGGUGGCCUCCAUUGUCUUCAUCAGCUUUGGUGUGGUGGCUGCGUUCUGUUGUGCUAUUGUGGACGGCGUUUUUGCUGCGAGACACAUAGAUCUGAAGCCUCUAUACGCAGGCCGGUGUGUCUACUACUCCAGCUUAUCCUCAGUUGACCAAGAUGUGUGUCAGUCUGCCCGAGUGCCCUGUAAACUGCGUGUGAAAAGCAACACCUGCUACUGCUGUGAUCUCUACAACUGUGAUAGAGAACAUCUUCUUUUGGGACUUCAGAAUAAAGAUGUUUUGAAAAAAUUUAGGAAGUCCACCAUGAUUUUGAAUCGUGCUGAGCUCAGAGGAGGCUACCAUGAGUAUACUGAAGUCCAGAGUUGCCAGGAUGUUGUGCAUCUCUAUCACUUGCUGUGGUCGGCUACCGUCCUCAAUGUUAUCGCCCUGUUUCUGGGCAUCAUCACAGCAGCAGUGCUCGGAGGCUUCAAGGACAUGAUGCCAACUGCAGCCCCUGACAAUUGUGAGCCAGACACUAUGCCCAUACCUGGACCCUCAGAGACUCUCGCACCUACAACAUCCAACUCCUUCUACAACACUGCCCCCUGCCUGCCACCGUACACUGCCUACGAUCUACAGGCCUCCAUGUUUCCUGACUCUUCUGGCCUGUCUGAUGACUCCCAGUCUGGAGCCAGUCACAUGUGGCCGAGUAUGAUCCCUCCGCGCUACUCCCCGCCUUAUUACCCACCUGACGAUAAACCUCCACCAUACAGCCCUUAAGGGACCAGUAACAUAAAGAGUCUUGGGAACAUGUACCAUAUUGCCAAGAGUUCAGAGGAAAAAUGGAGGCGGGCAUUUGUGUGCAUUGAAACUCCUUUGAAUUACCAUUGUAGUGUUUAAACUACUGCUACUACUGCUGUUGAAGCCCAUUGUGCUUACUACAGACAGUCCUACUACAGUGUGUCCUCUGCUGAACGGAACGAUGGAGACUACAGGCUUAAGGGAGCACAGCUGGAGGAAUCUGUCUAUCCCUGCAGAGCAGAAAUAAGCAGCGAAACGUGUGCAAUUAUCCAGCGUAACUUCAGUAUACAAGGUGGCCUCUCUACUCUGUGCUACGACUCACGUAACGACUGUUCACAGUUAUGCCUUAAACGCGUCCGCCUGCUUCUGCGUAACAGCGUAAGCUCUCUGCUCCUGUUUAUGGACCUCCGUCUCUGUGUAGAUCUCCAUCUCUGUGGGCUUCCCUCCUGGAUACAGUGACUCUGCCACCCUGCAUCUGCUUCACUAGAUAAUGUGAAUGCUUCUGAAGUGAAUGCACAGAGUGUCCUGGUAGUUUGGUAGCCUUGCCCCUUGCCUUUGCUGAAGAGGAAUGAAGAGAAUCUUGUUUUUGUGUCUUGUCUUUGAUUUGCACUUUAUCAUCCCUGAUCUGAUUACUGAACUGUAAUAAUCUCAAGCUAGAAUAAUAGAAUAUGAACUGUGAUGAUUAUUUUUUUUUAUUCAGUUUGGGCAGCUAAAAAUAUGUGUAUGGAGCUCAGAUUAUAGGCUGCGUUCCAUUUGAACUCAGAUGUCGGAAUUAUAUAGUGUCAUUAAUUAGGAUUUUGGAAUUUGCACUGCACAAAGUCCUAGGCCCAAUCCCAUUUCACCACUUAGCCCUACACCUUUGUCUGGGGGUAGGGUGCCCAGAUUCUUGUUAGGCUUUAGGGGUAGGUUAGGGGAAGUGUUGGGUUUAAUACUGAGAUUUAUCAGAGGUACACUACAAACAGAGGGAUAUAUGAAUUAUUGGCAAGAUUGCGGCACAAGAGACUCAAAGAAACCCACAAAUUUAAGUAUUUUCCUUGGUAUAAAAUUACAAUAACCACUACAUUACUAUAGUUUAAAGUGUUUUUAUAACAAGCAUAAAAAAUGCUAGUAGUUUGUUUCAGUAGCUAGCUAGCCAACUUUCCCAUUCCACAUUAAAUGGUGCAACAGACAGCAGAGGCUGCAGCAUUUGAGGUGGAACAAAAAAUGAAUUAAAUGAAAUCUAAUUAAAGCUAACUAAGCCAGUUAAGCUAGGCCAAUUGUCCCACUCAGCGGUAUAUCCCACAUCACUGGUGAUGCUUAAACACAAGAAGGGUAAAGACUAACACAUGCCUCCUCCGACACAUGUGAAGUCAGACUCCACCUCUUUUUGAACAUUGCCUCGUAGCAUCACAGUGCUAAUGCUCUGAGAAUAGCGCAGUGACUCGGUUCUGAUACAUCAGCUCACAGACGCCUUGUGCUGAUCCACAUCACCCAAGGAGUGAUAAGUGGAAAGAGUGCCAUCUACCCACCCAGAGAGAGCAAGGCCAAUUGUCUUGGUGGCUAGAAAAUUGGUCUCUCUUGAUGGCAAGCUGCAUGACCAGGAUUCGAACCAGCAAAGUUUGACUCGAGCAUAGUGGCAGCGCUUUAGACUCCUGGACGACUCUGCGCCCCCCACCUAUAGGUUCUUGAUGGGUUGUCCCAAUUCUUAGAGAGGAGGAUUUCUCUGUUCGAGGGGUAAGGGUACAAAUGUGAAAUGGGAUCAGGCCAUAGUGAAAUUAGCAGUAUUACACAAUAAUAACACAAACACAGUUUCAACUCAUAAAAUAGCAUAUAAUACGACUAUCAGCUGGUAUAACUAACAAUUCAACCUAGAAACAGUGCGAUCAGUGCUAGCUUGAGUCAUAAUGUAGGUGAAUUCACCAUAAAACACAAGUAAAGUAUUGUCAGAGCAGUUGUAGUAAACCUUAAACUUUUCAGACAACUGUUUUUUGCAAAUGUUUUGAUAUAGUGUAGAAUUAUAGUGUAAAAUAUUUAGACUUCCGAUAUAAAUGGAACGCAGCACUAGGCUACUUCAACUUGUAAUAUAUUGCUCGGGUCAUUUAGCACACUGCCUAAGCACAAAGUGACUGUGAAACGUGCACAAAAAAGUCUGUUUAAAUGCAUUUAAAAAAAUGAUCUGCUAUGUAAAUACUGAGUUCCUGAGUUAUGAAUAGUUAGAAGUGUUCAAAUUACAUGUAGAUCAGUGCUUUCCAAAGUUAGCCUGCUGAGCUCAUGCCCUGCACCUGCACAUCUGUGUGUUUUAGAUGCGUGAAGGCUUUGUUCAGACAGGCAGCUCAUGUCGGCUUUAAGCUGGAUGGAUUUCUGUGUAUGCAACUUGGUUUUCUUAUAAUUCAGGGUUCUCUCUUUCUUUUUUGGAUCACAUAUUACUAAGACACUAAGAUAACUUAAGACACGUUUUUUUUUUUCUUUUAUCGUUUACAUUAAGGUAAGAUCAGUAAAGGUUUGCAGCCUGUCUCUUAAUAAUGUUUGAGGAUCUUCUCUGCUGACCAGGUCAGCCUUAACCCAUAAGAGCCCAGACCCAGUUCUGAAUAUUGCUUUAAAAAUCCAAUAUAUAAUCAGUUGAAUUAGCUAAGCAAUUCAUUUAAUAAAGAGGGAACAUGGCUGUAAAUAUUUCGAGGUUGAAAUCCUGAUGUAAGAAAAAAUGACAUUUUAUUUAUUUGAACUUGUAAUAGAACAGUUUGUUCUAGAAAUUAUGUUAGAACUAGUUAUGGUAUAUGGGAUGUAAAUCAUAUCAAUAAAGCAUUUGUAUUGUUAAAAUGGUUGGAACUGAGCUGUAGAAGCAAAAAACACACUUUUAAGAGGAGCUAGUUUCGUUUUAUCUCCAGCACUAACCCAUAAUCACACCUACGCUAAAACAAAAACCUGUUCACACACUGUUCUGGGAUAAUGCUCUUAGGAUGGCCGCCACAAAAAAAAGGGUCACACACUCUAAUACUUAAUUGAACUGCCUUUAUCUUUGAUUGCAGCACGCAUUUACUGUGGCAUUGUUUCAAUAAGCUUCUGCAAUGUCACAAGAUUUAUUUAAAUUCAAUGUUGCUGCAUUAAUUUUUCACCAAGAUCUUGCAGCAGCAUUGAUGAUGGUAGAGUCUGACCACUGCACAAAGGGGCUCUUCUCCAUCCAGCACAUCCCAAAGAUUCUCAAUGAGGUUAAGAUCUGGACUCUGUGGUGAACUCUCUCUCAAUCCAUGUGUGAAAAUGAUGAUCUCAUGCUCCCUGAACCCUGAACUCUUUCACAAUUCCAGCACCAUGAAUCCUGACAUUGUUAUCUUGGAAUAUGACCGUGUUCAUCAGGGAAGAAAAAAUAGAACCAUUAAUGGAAUAACCUGGUCUAUAUUCAGUAUAUUCAGGUAGUCAGCUGACCUCAUUCUUUCAGCACAUACUGUUGCUGAACCUAAACCUGCAGACCAACUGCAGCACCAACCAACCCCACAUCAUUUACUUACUUAAAUCUAUGGGCUCUUUUGGGUUAAGGCCUGAAGUAGAUCUUUUCGUAAGGUAGCAAGCUUAGCAAAUACCAACGCCCGACCAAAGCUCUGGAAAUGCAUUCUUACCUUACUGCAGAAAUUGUUGUUUUGUCUGCCCCUGAUUUGUGAGACUAUACAGAUCAGAUUUGGUUCGCAAACUGAAAAAAACGACUCCUUGGUUGAGCUUGGUUUGGGGUUUUUUUCAUGCAGGGAAAAUGUAUGAACACUAAAAUUCAUCAUAACAAACCAUGGGGGAACGCUUUAUCUGCCUAAUAGGGGCGGAGCAAGAAAGUAAAUACAGAAAGAAGGUCCUGUGUUCUGGACUAAUGUAUAUUUCUGUAUAGUUUAACACAGAGCAACAGAAGUGAUGGCAUUAGUUAAUGCAGUGUCCUAGCCGCAGUAAUUAUCAGGUUAAUAUACCAGCUUAAACUACACUGAAGUCUAGCUGUUGUGUGGAACAGAAUAUGCUAACAUGCUUGUUGUGCAGCAAUAAGUACUGGAGUUUCUGUUGUACAGGAAGGGGGGAUUUAGAUGUCGAAUGUAUCUUGGAGAGAAGGAUGUGUUUACACUGCUGUAAGGUGGCUCAAAUAGGUGUCAGAUCACCUCCUCAAGUGGUUUGAGUGCGUCUCGGACUCUUUUAAAACUUGCAUUUUUACAUGAGCUUUUUAUAUUCUUUCCUGAUUUCUAUUCAAAUAUAGACCUAAACUUGCAGUCUGAAGAAAGCCUAACACACACACACACACACACACAGCGCUUAAGAAGCUUGUUAAUUAGGCUAUGUUCAGACUUCCAUGCCAAAUCUGAUUUGUGGCAUAUCUAGAUUGUAGAUUUUUGAUAGUCUGGACACCCAGAAACCACAUGAAAUCUGAGAUGAAUAUGAGUUUAGAGAAGAAGAAAAAACAACUAUGUUGAGCUGAAACACAUGUAUUAUACAAACAUAUACAGUAUAUUUCUUCAGAUUUAGAAAAAUGGCAAAUUUGCCACUCAUAAAAUGAUGAUGCAAUUGACAGUGCUUCAGAGGUUUCUGUUUUAAAAAUGAGGAACCGCUUUUGGGCGAACAUCAGUAACAUCAUUUUUAUUAUAUUAAAAUGUUCUGCAUUGUAGAUUAAUACUAAAGUCAUCCAAACUAUAAAGAAAAAACAAGAAUAUAAUUUAACAAACCAGAAAAUGUUUUAAAUAUUGGCAUUUUCUGAGUCAGCUUUAUGAGGUAGAGUCACCUGGAAUUCAGGCUUUCAGUUAACAGCUGUGCUGAACUAAUCGAGAGUUAAUUACUUGAAUUUCUUGUCUCCAAAUGUGUUUGAGAGCAUCAGUUGUAAAGUAGUGAAGAGGUAGAGUUACAGGUAUACAGUGAAUAGCGCUAUUUCAGUAAUGUUUUCAUUCAUAAAAUGGGAAGAACUACUCAACUAAGUACAGAAAAAAAAAGAAUUAUGAAAGUAACCUCAAAUGCAUUUACAACUACUACAUGAUUCCUUUUGUGUUCUUUCAUAGUCUGGAUCACUUUAGUAUUAUUUUACAGUGUAGGGAUUCAAUAAAAACAUUGAAUGAGAAGGUGUGUCCAAAUAUUUGGCUGGAAUUGUAUGAAAAAUUUGUCUUUGUGUGGCAUUCAAAAUGCUGAUUAGUCCAUAACUGGAUAAAAUCCAUGUCUGGGAGUCUGUAAUGUGUAAAAGAGCUCUCAAAGUAUGCAUAAUAUUACCAGUCUUAUGCAGUAUGUAGUUGGAUUUAGUGAUUUAUACCAUAAAACAGCCGGCAGCUUUAAUUUGUGCAAUUAAUUUUUUUGGUUUCCUUGUCCAGUGAGACUCGCCGUACAGUUAAACUAAUAUAUUAUAUAAACAGCUCUGGAAAAAAUAAGAGAUCACUUUAAAAUUACGAGUUUCUUUGAUUUUACCAAAAUAAAAACCUCUGGAAUAUAAUCAAAAGUAAGAUGGAUGCUCACAAACCAUUUAAUACAUAGACUAGACACAUUUACAGUCUUUUAGUUGAUAAUGGCUGAGAAAAAGUUGUAAUAUAUUGUGAAAAUGUCUGAAAAAUGGUGCUAGUGAAUCACAGCAGGGCUUUCUCAUCUCUCGUCUCCUGAUACUCAACAGUAAUGAUGAGAUGAGAGAGGCAUUGUAACUGCAGAAUUACAAUAAUAUAUGAAAUUUUCUGUCCAUCUCUACACAUUUCACAUAAAACUUUUUGUGUUCUAAACGUCAGAACUAUAGCAACAGGCUGCCUCUACUUACAUUUAAUAUACAAUUACAUGUCUUAAGAAACUACCAUGCAGUUAUAGUUGAUUUUUAAUUUAUUGUUAUUAGUGGUGAGUCUAUAGACUGUGUUUUAUGUGCUACACCUUUAAGCGAGGGUGUUUUUUCAGAAUAUUCAGAACUUUGUUGUGAAUUAUUUUCCCAGAUAUAGAUUUAGCCUUGUCGUAACUAUAAGAUUCUCUAUUCAAAAUGCUGAUUAGUCUAUAACUGGAUAAAAUUAAUGUCCGGGAAUCUGCCCCAUGUGUAAAAAACCUUGAAAGUAUGUAUAAUUUUACCAGUCUUAUGCAAUAUGUAGUUGGAUUUAGUGAUUCAUGCCAUAAAUCAGCCGACAGCUUUAA